This is a messenger RNA of Lathyrus oleraceus (garden pea), 1781 nucleotides long. RefSeq lists its product as uncharacterized. NCBI's taxonomy places the organism in Eukaryota, Viridiplantae, Streptophyta, Magnoliopsida, Fabales, Fabaceae. The record is from RefSeq and is a predicted model, not a curated record. The coding region runs from base 205 to 690 and encodes 161 amino acids. The transcript is spliced from 2 exons.
ACUAGGUUAUUCCAUGGAUGGGUAAUAUUGAGCAUUCUAUUAAGUUCAUACCAGCUCUCAAGAUAUAAGGCCAACUCAUUUCGAACCAGAAGGCCCUAAGAGAGCGUGUUUCUAGUUACUUUAAAAACCUUUUCUCUGAGAAUAACUGUACUUCUCAGGAUCUUGAUCUUGUCAGCUUAUGUAUUACUAAUGAUCACUUAGGAUAUGAACAUCUUGCUUACUAAAAUUCCUGACUUAUUGGAAAUCAGGAAUGUUGUCUUCACCUUAACCUGGAUGGAGCCCCAGGGCGGAUGUCUUUGGUGCCUCCUUCUCCAUCAUUAUUUGGAAGUGAUCAAGUUUGAUAUCUAUGCUGUUGUGACUCAGUUAUUUCACUUUUCUUGGAUUCUCCCAAAUUACAACUCAAAUCUUCUUAUAUUGCUUCCUAAGACUACUAAUUCUCACUCUAUUGAUCUUUUCAGCCCAAUUGUUCUUGCAAACUUCAAAUUCAAGAUUAUUUUUAAAGUUAUUACAGACAUACUUGUUGGCAUUAUUCCCCUCAUUAUUUCUAAUGAGCAAAAAGGCUUUGUCAAGGGCAUAAACAUUAGAGAUUGCAUUAGUUUAGCUUCUGAAGCCAUAAACUUCCUUCACAAGAAAUCUAAUGGUGGCAAUAUUGCUUUGAAGGUUCAACAAAUGGAUUUGGAAUAUUCUUGAAUCAUCCAAAAUCUCCAUCUCUUUCAAUGGCAACAUCACUGGCUUUUUCAAGUGUGAGAAGGGUGUGAUGCAGGGUGAUCCUCUUUCUCCCCUCAUCUUUUGCAUUGCGGAGGAGGUCCUUACCAUAAGCAUCAAGUUUCUCAUGGAGUAGGGUAAAGUCAAGUCCAUUUCCUGGCCCUAGAGGAUUGGUGGUGCCCUCUCAUUGCUUAUAUGCAAAUGAUAUGAUGAUUUUUUUUUUUGCAUAGAACACAAGAGAUCCAUCAAAGCCCUUAUCAACCUUUUCCAAAGAUACUAUAGGGCCUCUGGCCAAUUUAUCAACCCUUCUAAGUAUCAAAUCUUCACUGGUUCUAUGAGUGAAUCUUGGCUUCACCACAUCUCUUUGAUGUUUGGCUUCAAAUUUUGGAGCCUCCCUUUCUCUUACCCGAGUGUUCCAAUUUUAAAAGGAGGCCCUAAAGCUAUUUAUUUCAGUCUAUUGGUGGACAAAAUCAAAAUGAAGUUGGAAAAUUAGAAGUCUUCCCUUAUGUCUUUUGCUGGUAGAGUGUAGUUGGUUAAGUCCAUCAUUCAUGCUAUGUUGGUUCAUAGUUUCUCUGUUUAUAGAUGGCAUGUUUCUCUUAUCAAAGAGCUGGAAAAAAGUUGCAUAUACUUUAUUUGGUCAGGUAACACUAUGAAUAAGAAGCUUGUUACAGUGGCUUGAGACACUGUUUAUUUUCCUUUCUCUCAUGGGGUUAGGGCAUCAAAUCCAUUUUGAGUUUCAACAGUGCUUUAAACUAUAAGCUUUGCUGGGACAUUAUUAGUUCCAAAGAGCCUUGGGCUAUGCUUUUAAAUUCUAGAAUUAUAAACAAAGGUAAGAUUAUUCCUUAUCACAUCAACUCAUCUAUUUCGUGCAACAUUGAAAAAGACUACAAUGAUUUAUAUCAAGACUCCAAAAUCAUCAUUGGUAAUGGGAUGGACACUAAUUUUUGGUUGGACAACUAGCUUGGGGACCCGCUGAUCAACAUGGUGCAUCACCCUCAUCUUGUGGACACCAAUAUGCUUUUUGCUAGUUGUAUUAAUCAAAAUGCCUAUCGUUUUCCCAAACAUAUCUCUGAUUU